UGAUAUGUAUGUAUAUAUAAUUUUUUUUCGCAGAGGACCCGUAAUCUUACCUAACCGCUUUCGGUCUAUUUUUGGAGAAGACAAGCAAAUGAUUGAUCAUUCCAAUGCAGUAAAAAUGCUUUCGAGAUAGAGCAAUUAUGGAGUUAAAAUAGCGUUUGGCGUCACAGUCUACCGAAGCGAAGGGGAAGCGAAAUACUUAGCGUUAAUUUAAGGCAUUAUUUAUCAUCAGAAUAGAAUGUACUGACAAGUCUGGAAACGCAAUGACAGCGAUCAUUAAAGAAGCAUUACGCACGAUGUACCGAAGACCGCCUUUCUACGCAGUGCCGGCAGCAGGCGCACAUUACCCAGCAUCCCCUGCACAAAAUGGCAUCAAGAGUCCGCCACCAUUUCCAAGCAGACGAUCGCCCGGAGCGAAUUUGUUUGACAGAGCACAAGGUUUUUAUCACGCAGGUCUCACCGCACGUCAAAUCAUGCCUGCUACGGCUGUUGCUAUGGAGGAGCAAGCUCCCCUGGAUUUAUCCAAACCUAAUAAUAAGACUAAGUCACCACGCGAAGUUUUAAUAAGAGAUGUCGACAGCCCUUUGGAUUUAUCAGUGAAAACACGUAAAAGAAGUGCAGAUACGACUGACAAUGAAAAUGACGAUGACGUCAUAUUUCUCAAAGAGGAAGGGCCGCCUCAAGCCAAAUAUGCAAAGGACGAACAACACACUUCACAAGCUUUUAAACUGCAGAACAAUCUCAACAUCGGGAGUCCGAGGCGAACAUUUUGUAAAAACAAUGGUUAUCUCAUGUCGCCCAGUCCUGUGAAAGAGCCGCCACUAUACACGGGGACUUGCACUCCCGGGAAUCAGGUAGACCGAAACCCUUACGGUUCUCAAGCAGAUGUUACGAGCAAUCAGCAUUCGCCGCUUGGUCGUCCCAAGUUCAUGCAGCAGAUCAUACCUACAGGCACGCGAACUUUUCAACCGCAGUCACGGCCUGUAGGGGGCGUGACAAAUAUAAACCCUCAUUCUCAGCCCGGUGCUAAUAAGAUACCUGGGUCGACUGUUCACAUUCCUACCAGUGCUAAUAACACAAUCUCUCCAGAGAGACGGGCGGUGAACCGUUCAGUGGCACCCUCUCACGGCAACCUAACUCCUGGCAGACCAUACACCUCUAAAACAGACGCCACCUCGCACCGGACAGUAAGCCCCGCAGCCUUGGAUGCAUUCAUGGCCCUCAGGCAAAAAUCUUACGGCCAUGUUUCACCGCAUCAGGAAAUGAAUGGUAAAGCAGCGGCAAAACAGUUAACUGGGUCACCCGAGAAAAAUACUUUUCAAAAUGUUCACGAUGCUGGGGUGAGGCAGUGUGCCACUCGUUCAAUUGGUCAGAUUCCACCAAUGCCGCCCUUGAUCAAGGUGUCGCCCUCUGCAGGGCACAAUGAAGUCAGCGGGACUUCUUUACAGCGAUACCCUGCAAACGGCGGACACACAGUCGCUAAAAUGUCGCCGUCCCCUUCUAAAGCUGCGCCGGAAUAUCAGACAGUGCCUAACCACCACUAUGGAGCUGUCCAAAGCCGCAAGGGGACCUCGGGGCUGUACCAGCAGCAUCAGGUACCCCAUGUUGGAACGACGUCGCACACGCAGUCUUUGUCUCAAAUAACAAUGCACCAUACCGGAACAUUAGCAGCAGCUCAGGGUUUGUCGCAGAUACAACGUGCCCGGAUGUCCGCCCCAUUGCCACAGUAUAACAGAUCGCCCCAACGCGCCAGAACCCAACAGACAACGCAACAGAACACUGCGCCACAAAAUCAAAUGGUCGUGCAAGAAAGAUCAUACCCGGAAGUAACACACGUUCCGAACUCUCGCGCAGAUCUCGUAGGAGAACCUAGGGUGCAUACGCAACCUGCUCAACCACACCACAGGUUCAAUCAAUAUUCCGAUAUCAUGGCAAAGAAUAUUACUCAAACAACAGAAAAAUACCAAUUUCCUUUAAGAACAGUCACAAAUGCUACAACAGCGGAGCUUGUAGGGCAGCCGAGGGUAAAACAGUCGCUGCCUGACUACAAACUCGGCCAGGUCCCCGAUUCAACAGCUCGGCAUGAAACAACAGGAAAACUGUCUGAAUAUUCCGCAGACACAACGCAUGUGCUCGCUUCAAGGGCUGUCUUCGCGUAUCACAAGGCAGCAAUGCAUUACGCAAAAUCUAAAAUGGCUGCAGGUACACUGCAGCAACAUUCAUCUGCGUCGAUCGAGAUUACAUCCGGGCACUCCGUUGACGCAGUAAAAUCUGGGCACCUAAAUGAUACAUCAACCAGCCAUUUUGGCAUCUCUAGAGAAAAUAUGCCGUCGCUAGGCAACCAGAAGCAGGCGAACAGCAACAAUACAAAUUGUACAGGUCGAACGACUGGUCAGCCGGCGUUCGGACAUCAAAGGUCAACUGUCACUGCCCUUCCAGAUAAUAACGCCAACAUGCGCGUUCAAAAUGAUGACACUUACCAAGCGGAAUCUACAAAAGCAGACAACACACGGCCUUUAUCUAAGAACGAUGGCGUUCCUCGGCAACAUUCUCUUAAAGAGGACUUCAUCCGGGCCAUUAAGAAAUAUGAGGUAUUUAAUGUUAACCCGCUGGACGUGAUGAAACUGCGUAACGCCUCGGAGUCCGCGCACAGUGGUAGUAUAGUUAAUGGGACCCCGUGGACACCUGCGAAUAAAACUGAAGCAGCUGAUGCUGCAACAAAUGCCGCAGAAGGUCCGACAUCUGACUCAAUACGCACUCGCAGCAAAAAACAACGGUCUGACAACCAAGUGCUUGUUCCUGUAAGUCGGACAUCGGGUGCUAAAGUAGUUCAAGGUGCAGUGGUCUCAAAUCACUUCAGCACCAAUGAGUCGUGCUCUCGACAUGAAAAUAUUGCCACUUCUACACCUAUAGCCUUCCUCCCUUUUCAAAUUACACAUCCUAUCACGGCAAAUGUUUCUAGAGCAACCCAUUCAUACACCUCUACUCAACGUAAUACGGAAAGGCAGAAUCUUUCGCUUUCAAGCGACCCGUCAGGACAGUCUUUAAGCGGUAGAAGUGCUACUGCAACCUCGGCGGAGACCGCCUCGAGUGUUACGUCAUCAAAGGUAACUCCAAGCGUUUUGCGUGAUACUUCGUCCACCUCUGUCACACCACUGUCUUCAGUUCCGAAUCUUUCGGCGUUUAUGCCAACCGGACAGGGCAACAAGUCCCCGCCAUCACCAGUUCGGGAUAGCCAUCAAGACGGGCCACAGACUGUGGUGCCAUCUACCCGGCCAGCUUCCAUGCUGCAAGCUAUAGAGCAGAGUGCGCGCGCCGUCACGUAUCGGGAUUACAAAAAGCCCACCCCCGUUACAAGUAAGAUUGUAAAUAACAAGGGGUCGAACAAACCAGGAAGUAGUAACAGGCCUAACACUCGAUGUAGGGCUCCUGCACCAUCUGGUGAGUGUAACGCAACUGAUGAAGACGAGCUGAUCAAGUAUCGCUCUUCCCUUCGCAUGCCCCCGCAACUGUUAAGAACCAAGGUGGCGCCUAAUCCAGUUCGAUCAAACACAGCGGGAGUUGAUAGCAGCAUAAAACCUUACAUUUCGGUGACCAAAGCAUCUGUCAGUCCGGCAAAAUUGGAUCCUGGGAACAGCGGUAGAUAUGCCGAUAGCAACACCAAGAAGGAAACUGGAAAUCCGAUUAAGUCAGAACCCAUAAAGGGAGAUCUAUUGCUAAGCACGUGCCUGCCGUUCUGCAAACGAAUCCGACGACGAAGCUAUAACAAGAAUGCGGCCUACGAAGCUGAGCUUUCUCGGGAGGAAGAACGAUUGGAACUCAAGCGGGCCAACCGUCAAGCGAAACGAAACCGAGAGCAAGAACAGUCCAAAGAAAAAGAAAAACUGGAAACAUCUACAGAAAUGUCGGUGGAUGAGGGUGAUGAAUCGCAGGUGGACGCAGACGACAUUUCCCCUGUCAGAGGGAGGCGAAAGAAACGCGGCGGGAAACAGUCUACCGGAAGUCGUGGCAGCAAACGCACGAAAAAAGUUGAGGUAAAGAUAGAUUACGCAGGAUGUGAAGACGCGGACACAGACGAGUAUUACUAUGAGGAUAACUACGCAUACGAGGGGGUGUCGGAAGACCUGCCGUCUCAUCUGCAUGACGAGUUGAAUGACAUGAUUGACGACGGCACCACACAGAGCGAGGAACAGUUUGACAAGCCAGCCGAGACUAACGAUAGCUGCGCCCAGGACCGCCGCACGCCUCCGCUGUUGAAGAAGUUGACGUGUAGUAAAACCUCGGGAGAAACGGUUCUUCACCGAGCGGCGAGGAUGGGGUACGAGGACGUUGUUCUACACUGCCUGGAGACGAAGCGGGUGGACAUUAACGCCAAGGACAACGCAGGGUACACGCCGCUCCACGAGAGCUGCGUGCGAGGCAAUCUGUCUGUAGCCAAACACCUGCUGGAGUUCGGUGCCAAUGUGAACUGUAGCUCACAGGACGGAAUACGGCCCAUACACGACGCCGUGGAGAAUGACCACGUGGAGAUCGUGCGGCUGCUGCUGUCUUAUGGGGCGGACCCCACUCUGGUGACGUACUCGGGGAAGACGCUUAACAAGAUAGCACGGUCCAAAGCCAUGAAGACGUUCUUAGAAGGCUACUUUGCUGAUCUCAAAGUUGGUGACAAAAGCACAGAGAUACACCCAUGGGAAUUUGCCGGUUCGUCUUCAAUACUUGAUCCCCAAGAAGAGGUGGGUUACGACAUCUUUGCAGACAUGCCCUCAGACUCGGACUCCGACUGCGGCUACGAGAGCGACAUCGAGUUCGAGAUGGGGGACAAGCCGCACGUGCCUUGUUAUAACAUCGUGUGCGAGGACGACCAUGGACCCUGCAAUUACGUUGUACUGUUUGACGUGCUGGAUUACCUCGACAUGAAGAAAAACGAUUUCAUUAAUUUUCACGGAAACCUCACGUUCGUGUCCUUAAAGAUGAGCGAUUUUGCUGAAGCGAUAGCCAGCAGCGUGGUGAACAACAGGUGUAAGUGGGUGACAGGGGACAUGGCUAAAUCACAGGGGUAUAUUGAGCUGGUCAAGCUAGAUGAUAACCUGAGAAGAAUCUUUGGUACCUCGAUGGAAAGGUUGCCAAAGGUACAGCCGGCGGAGACACAGGUAGUGGAGUUGGUAAAUGCCGGGUCUGUUGUUACGCCAAGCACCAGUUCCGCCCCAAAUAACAUGUUAGAGCCAGACGACAUGAGAGUUAGCAUUAAGAAAGAAAUAAGUGACUACGACGAAGAACCUGUCCAAAUGGAAACUGAUUUUACCCAAUCAGGUUCUGCGGAUGUCGGAAGUCCGGAUGAUGACGAGCCGCCCGUGCUGUAUGUCAUGUGUGACCCCGCAGAAUUACAAAGGUCUCGUUUCCGGUCCCCCGUACACCCAGCAACUACAGAGGCUCCGGACGCCAUGAUGACGUCAUUUGACGGUUUACACGAACGCGGAGCGGUGUUUGCAGUCAAAGAAGGAACAACAGCUGAGAAACUUUCUGCAGAACUUCCAUUUCCUCCUGCGAUCCGUCCUAUCAUCCAAGCCAAGCCCAGUGAAGCAGACGCCAUCUGUGAGCUUAGGAUAGCAGACGUCUGCAGUCUGGCGGGUAAAGGUGUUGAACUGUUCAAUAACAGCGCAGGCGCGUUGCCGGGAAUGUUUGAAUCUCAAGUCUCAGAAAACAAAGCUCGGCGAACGGAAAACGGAAUGGACGAAGACACCGAUGAUGAUAUGCCUCAACUUACAAUGUGUACAUGA
Molecule: messenger RNA, 5774 nt
Organism: Lingula anatina
Lineage: Eukaryota; Metazoa; Brachiopoda; Lingulata; Lingulida; Lingulidae
Biological process (GO): negative regulation of transcription by RNA polymerase II
Cellular component (GO): nucleus
Molecular function (GO): transcription corepressor activity; protein binding
Source: RefSeq, a predicted model, not a curated record